AUGUCCGAAGGGCCGAGCCAGCGGCUGAGAAGUCGUCCUCGUGUGCGAGGUGAAAGUUUUUCUAUGUCUCGUGGGGGAGACUCGUCUCCUUUCGGAGCACAUCGCGUCACGAGGAAACCGCCGACUUUAUCGCUCACCAACGAAUGUGUGACCAACGUUGAACCUGUACUUCUUACUCAGAGGUGGACGGUAAAUAAUUUCUCGUCACUGUUGAAGUUAUCCCAGCCUGGCUUGUGCCUUAGAAGCAGCGUUUUUAAAGAUCCAUCUAUGCCCGACGCUUGUUGGCAGCUUUGUCUCUACCCGGGAGGAAAACGACCUGAAAAUGCUAACAAUGUUUCAUUAUUUCUGAAGAUGUCAGCAACAUCUCCGCUUAAAGAGGUAAUUGUGAAAGCUGAGUAUCGGUUCUUUUUCCUCGAUGAAGAGGACGAGGUGAAAUUCAGCAAUGUUAACAUUGGCGAUUUUCACGCAAAGCCUCCAAAAGGCGGACAUUCGUGGGGUCUCCGGAAUAUACCAAGACAAAAGGUCCAAAAUAGCAUACGAGCCGACCAUUCUUUAGUAAUUUCGUGUACGAUAGAACUUUUGCCGGACGCAGGUCGCAUCCCUUGCAAGAGAGUUGAGCCUACCGCUUUAAUAAUAACUGAUAUGGCCGAAGUGUCUCGCGUACAUAUGCAAAAUGAAUUAGCUAUGUUUACUGGAACAGAAAGCGCUCCCCAUUCGGAUUUAACAGUAGCAGUUGGACCAAAGGACGAUCGGGUCGUUUUUGCUGUGCACAAAUAUAAGCUUAUUACUCAUUCGGAUGUGUUCUGUGCAAUGCUUGAACAUGACAUGGAAGAAAGCAAGACAAACACCAUAGUAAUAGAGGAGUUUUCGCACACUGCUGUAAAAAUAAUGCUGACGUUCAUUUAUACCGGUGCUAUCUCUCCGCAUGAGUUAGAAUUGGAGGACGCAUCUGAUGUAAUGCAAUUAGCGGAGAAAUAUAACAUUCCAGCGCUUAAAACAAUGUGUGAGCAAGAUUUAAUAUCAAGAGUAUGCGCCGCAAAUGUCGUUGAUUGUAUGGAACUGGCUGAUUAUCAUCAUGCUAGCCAUCUAUACGAACAUUGCUUGGACUUUAUGAAUGCGAACAGAUGCGAUACGCUUAACAUGGAAUCAUGGUCGGCACUGAAGGACAGAAAUCCGAGAUUAAGUAGUUCUAUUAUGGAGCGUAUGAUUCGUUCAGAUCACAGUAAUUCCCCUCCAGUUAAGAAAAGUCGAUUAUAG
This is a messenger RNA of Necator americanus (New World hookworm), 1257 nucleotides long. RefSeq lists its product as uncharacterized. Gene Ontology annotation, cellular component: cytoplasm; nucleus. Bases 1 to 1257 code for a protein of 418 amino acids. Gene Ontology annotation, biological process: regulation of proteolysis; proteasome-mediated ubiquitin-dependent protein catabolic process. NCBI's taxonomy places the organism in Eukaryota, Metazoa, Nematoda, Chromadorea, Rhabditida, Ancylostomatidae. Gene Ontology annotation, molecular function: ubiquitin protein ligase binding. The transcript has 10 exons. The record is from RefSeq and is a predicted model, not a curated record.